AUGUCUAAGCACAAUUUUGCAACGUUGACAUGUGUUAGUAAAACCAUACAUAUCAUCACAACUACUUUGUACAUCCAGGUGAUAUAUACCGUGUUUUUUUCAGGACAAAUUGGGCUUUCAUUUGGUGGUAACCGGGGCUCUCAGUAACACCGCGGUCUUUGUGCUGGGAGUGCCAGCGCGGCCCCAUGGAAAAGAGGCCAGUUCCGUGAGGCCGCAUAUUUGUGUGACGUUGGCGUCAAGGGGUUAAGG
This is a messenger RNA of Staurois parvus, 249 nucleotides long. Lineage: Eukaryota; Metazoa; Chordata; Amphibia; Anura; Ranidae. The record is from the annotation of a GenBank genome assembly.